Microtus oregoni (creeping vole) is the source of this 5775-nucleotide messenger RNA. Its product is annotated as Nance-Horan syndrome protein. The transcript is spliced from 8 exons. The record is from RefSeq and is a predicted model, not a curated record. Gene Ontology annotation, biological process: cell differentiation; lens development in camera-type eye. Bases 78 to 4430 code for a protein of 1450 amino acids. Lineage: Eukaryota; Metazoa; Chordata; Mammalia; Rodentia; Cricetidae.
CCGAGCCCGAGCCCGAGCGGACACCGGGGGAGGCUAGCCUCGGCGCGGCACCUCACCGCAACCCCCCGGGAUGCUCCAUGACUCGCAGCCCAGGCCACUCGGCUGUCUCCAACUUGGACGCCGAGAGUAAGCUGAGAGCAUACUACCGUGCACCAUGGCACCAGCAGCGGAACAUCUUCCUUCCAGCUACCAGGCCACCCUGUGUGGAGGAGCUGCACCGCCAUGCCAGACAGAGUCUGCAAGCCCUGCGCAGAGAACACCGGAGCCGAAGUGAUCGUCGCGAGCAAAGACCUGCUGCUCCCCUGUCCAUAGCUGCUCCACCACUGCCAGCCUACCCUCCUGCUCACAGCCAGAGGAGGCGUGAGGCCAAGGACCGCCAUUUCCUAACGUCCCACUCUGCAGAGGAUGAAGACACAGAUGUCAUGUUAGGACAGAGACCGAAAAACCCAAUACACAAUGUCCCCUCUACACUGGACAAGCAGACCAACUGGAACAAAGCGCUACCUCUCCCAACUCCUGAGGAGAAGAUGAAACAGGAUGCUCAAGUGAUUUCUUCUUGCAUUAUUCCCAUCAAUGUUACUGGAGUUGGCUUUGACAGAGAAGCUAGUAUACGCUGUUCUCUUGUUCAUUCACAAUCCGUCCUACAGCGGAGACGAAAAUUGAGGAGAAGGAAAACCAUCUCGGGGAUUCCCAGAAGAGUUCAACAAGAAAUAGAUUCUGAUGAAUCACCCGUGGCCAGGGAAAGGAAUGUGAUUGUGCACACAAACCCAGACCCCUCCAACACUGUCAAUAGGAGGUCCGGAACCAGGGACUCUGAAUGCCAAACUGAAGAUAUUCUGAUUGCUGCCCCAUCCAGAAGGAGAAUCAGAGCUCAAAGGGGUCAAAGCAUUGCAGCUUCCCUUUCUCAUUCUGCUGGCAACAUCUCUGCCCUGGCAGACAAAGGCGAAACCAUGUUUACUCCUGUAGUGAGCAGCCGCACGAGAUCUCGGAGCCUUCCUCGGGAGGGAAAUAGAGGUGGAGAUGCUGAACCCAAAGUUGGUGCUAAACCCUCAGCAUAUGAAGAAGUAAAGCCUUUUGUGGGUGACCAUGAAAGAGCCCCUAAUGAUCGUAGUGAAGCUCCAAGCAGCCCAAGUGCACAGGAACGCCAGCCUGCUUUGGGCCUGGCCUGCUCUCAGCAUCAUCACAGCCCCCAGCACAAGUUAAGUGAGAGGGGGAGGUCUCGUCUGUCCCGAAUGGCGGCUGACUCUGGAAGCUGUGACAUCUCCUCCAACUCAGACACCUUUGGAAGCCCCAUCCAUUGCAUUUCCACAGCUAGUGUCCUCCUCAGCAGCCACAUGGACCAGAAGGAUGACCACCAGUCCUCCAGUGGUAAUUGGAGUGGGAGCAGCUCCACGUGCCCCUCCCAGACCUCAGAGACAAUCCCUCCUGCAGCUUCUCCUCCCCUCACUGGCUCUUCGCACUGUGACUCGGAAUUGUCACUGAACAUUGCUCCGAAUGCUAAUGAAGACACCAGUGUCUUCGUGACAGAACAGUACAAUGACCACUUGGAUAAAGUAAGAGGCCACCGGACAAACUCCUUCACUUCCACUGUUGCAGAUCUGCUGGAUGACCCCAACAACAGCAAUGCAAGCGACAGUGAGUGGAAUUAUCUCCACCAUCAUGACGCAUCCUGCCGCCAAGAUUUUAGUCCUGAGCGUCCAAAGGCAGAUAGCCUGGGCUGCCCAAGUUUCACAAGCAUGGGCACCUAUGACAGCUUUCUGGAAAAGUCUCCUUCAGACAAAGCAGAUACUAGCUCUCAUUUCUCAGUGGAUACAGAAGGAUACUAUACCUCGAUGCACUUUGACUGUGGUCUCAAAGGUAAUAAGAGCUAUGUCUGUCACUAUGCAGGCCUGGGCCCAGAGAAUGGUCAGGGUGUAGGAGUUCCUCCUGGUCUUCCGGACUCUGCCUGGCAAGACUACUUAGACCACAGGAGGCAGGGGAGACCAAGCAUUUCUUUCAGGAAACCAAAGGCAAAGCCGACUCCACCUAAGCGUAGCUCAUCGUUGAGAAAGUCUGAUGAAAACACAGAGAUUUCUGAGAAGAAAGAACCAAAGAUAAGCAGUGGUCAGCAUCUGCCUCACAGUUCCAGGGAAAUGAAGCUGCCUCUUGAUUUCUCCAACACGCCUUCUCGAGUGGAAAAUGCCAAUCUGCCUGCAAAGCAGGACUCUCCUUGGAUAAACCAGAGUGAACACGCUGUUAAGGAACCUCAGCUGGAUGCUACAGACAUUUCACCUUUCAAAGAUGAAGGGGCUGCUGAAUCAACUCACUAUGCAGACCUCUGGCUUCUAAAUGACUUGAAAACAAAUGAUCCUUACAGAUCCUUAUCUAAUUCAAGCACUGCUACGGGUACCACAGUUAUCGAAUGCAUCAAAUCUCCGGAGAGUUCUGAAUCCCAAACAUCCCAGUCAGAAUCAAGGGCCACCACCCCAUCUCUUCCUUCUGUCGAUAAUGAAUUUAAACUGGCUUCACCAGAAAAGCUGGCUGGCUUGGCAUCUCCAUCAAGUGGCUACUCAAGCCAGUCAGAAACACCAACCUCCUCUUUCCCAACAGCUUUCUUUUCAGGUCCAUUGUCUCCUGGAGGUAGCAAAAGAAAACCUAAAGUCCCAGAAAGGAAAUCCUCACUACAGCAACCGUCUUUGAAAGAUGGAGCCCUGUCAUUGAAUAAAGAUUUGGAACUUCCGAUUAUACCUCCUACCCAUCUUGACCUAAGUGCUCUUCAUAAUGUUUUGAACAAACCAUUCCACCACCGCCACCCGCUGCAUGUUUUUACUCAUAAACAGAACACAGUUGGAGAUAUGCUGAGGUCAAACCCUCCGCCGUCUCUUGCAAUCACACCAACGGUCCUGAAAUCUGUCAACCUUCGGUCUAUCGGUAAGUCUGAGGAAGUUAAACAAAAGGAGGGCAAUAAUACAGAUCUCCCCGGCUUAGAAGAGAGUACUGCAACAGUAGCUUCUGCGGCUUCUGUAUCUCCAGGUAAAACAAGGCCACACCCAGCAAGGAAAUCAGUAUCACGCCAAUACUCCACUGAAGACACCCUCCUGUCCUUUUUAGAUGCCUCUGCAGUUGAAAUGGGGCCAGAGAAGCAUCUGGAAAAGAACCCUACUUUUGAUGUGAAGACUCACUGCGAUCCAGAAACUGUAACCUCAGCUGGUAGCAAUCCUCCCGAUUCAAGUGUGAUGAAAGACCAAAUACAGAUGGAAAGUGAGCUUAUUCCAGAAAAGAUAGCAAGUAAAAACUGUGGCUAUUCAACAGGGUUUCAGAGGGUGUCUGCUGCCCGCCCCAUUGAUUUGGGCAGUAAAAUGAUGCAGUAUGGAGCUAGCCCAGAUGGAGUCCCACAACAAGGACCGAAGGCACCCUCUGGAGUUGGGGAAGAAGGUGUGAAACUGGAAUCUGUGGAUGGAAUCACACUUCAAGCCAACUCAUCAACUAGAGUAACAGACAUGAGCAGUCACCAUAAGCAUCAACGAGCUGUGAGCCGUCACCACAACAAAGUGCCUGUGACCAUCCGCCAUGAGUCAGAGAUGUCAACUAUAAAUUCAUUCCCUGAAAAAUGUUCUGAGCAGGAAAAUAUUGCUUCAGGUAUUUCAGCCAAAAGUGCCUCUGACAACAGCAGAGCAGAGGAGACCCAAGGAAGUAUGGAUGAGACUUCAUUGAAAGAAUCAUCACCGAGUGAUGACUCCAUCACUUCACCGCUCAGUGAGGACUCUCAAGCUGAAGCUGAGGGUGUGUUUGUGUCUCCAAACAAACCUCGAACAACUGAGGAUCUAUUCGCUGUCAUUCACAGAUCCAAGAGGAAAGUCCUUGGAAGGAAAGAUUCUGGGGACAUGUCUAUUAGAAGCAAAUCCAGGGUUCCCCUUGGCAGCAGUAGCAGCAGUGCCAGUUCUGUCGCUUCAACCGGCAGCAAUGUGACAUCUGGGACUAGCCAGAGGUCUCCUGGUCUCAUCUACCGAAAUGCCAAAAAAUCCAACACAUCCAACGAAGAAUUUAAGCUACUGCUUCUCAAGAAAGGCAGUCGCUCUGAUUCUAGUUACCGCAUGUCUGCCACCGAAAUCCUGAAGAGCCCCAUCCUGCCCAAGCCUCCUGGAGAGUUCACUUCAGAGUCCUCACAGAGCCCUGAUGAUACCCACCAGGGCACACCCGGGGCUGAAGCGCUGUCCCCUCUGUCCCCGUGCUCUCCACGAGUCAAUGCAGAAGGGUUUUCCUCGAAAACCUUUGCCACCUCAGCAUCAUCCCGGGUUGGACGUUCCCGGGUCCCACCUGUGGCCAGCAGCAGCCGCUACAGUGUCCGCUGCAGGCUGUACAGUACGCCAAUGCAGGCCAUCUCCGAGGGAGAGACUGAAAACUCUGACGGGAGCCCACAUGAUGACCGAUCCUCCCAGAGUUCCACAUAGUUUGCCUGAGCCAAGCAGACCUCAGAUGUACAGCCCCUUAUUGUUGAAUGAAUUGUGUGAUAUCGUAGAGGAACUAACUGGGAGAAGUGGCAACAGGGUGGGGGAAUCGCAUCGUUGCUUGGCCAUGAGCUUCUACAUAUGUGCUGGAAAAACAGAAAGUGAUUGAGUCAUUUCUUUUUUAUUAGUUUUCAUGUUUUAAGUAGCAGUUCUGUCUGUCGUGGUUUUCUUUAGCAUAGUUUGAUUUACCCGAUCUCAUUCGUUGUGAUAAUAAAGAAUACAAAAAUAUCUAACUUUCUUGAAACCUAGACAAGGUUUUCCCAGAGCUGCCUAUUGUGAAAAUAAAGCCCUCACUGUCAUACUUUAAGAAGAUGAAAUUACUCUGGAGGUUUGGUAUUUUUUUUACAUUAAAAUGAACUAAAGCAAGAUUUAGAAGAAAGAACUACACAUAUGUAAAUACCAUAUUUUUGAUAAAAAUGUGUAAAUAGAUUUAUCAAUGAUGAGUGGACAAGUGGCCAAUUAUCUACCACACACCAACUGUUUAUAGGACACACACAAAAUAUAAUACCUGUAUUCUGUGAAUACCAUUUUCAUAUCAAAUACCAUGUUUAAAUGUCCACCAACAUGAUUUCUGAGUGAUAAACCUCAAAUAUGAAUUUAAAACUGGUGAAAUAAUGGAAAUAUUGAGGUCAUGUACUGAAUUGUGAUUAACUUAAAAUAACGAAUUCAGACCUAAUCAUUGUUGUGACAAAUUGUAGCAGAAACAAGCUAAUCUGAGUUUGUGGCUGUGUCUUGCCAUGUGGCAAUUUGAACAGAAUGAAAAGCAUGCUUUUGAUCUUUUUAACCAAUGAGAGAAAUCAUCCUUCUCAAUGCAAAGAACCCCCCCUCCCAAUAGCGUUAAACAGUGUCCUUUAGAGUCUAAUUUUUUUUCCAGUGAAUUGCUUUAAGAAGAAUGAGUAGAGAAACCAGUAGUUAAUUUUAGGUCAUGUUUUCUAUAAGGCUACUGGGGACAAACAGUCAUACUCUCAUGACUAUACUCAUUAAGCUUCUUGAUUAGCUCCAGGUUCUUAAACUAACAGAGAUAGAACCUAAGCAUGCCACAGAGCUAUUGAAUUCUCAGUAAGCACCCGCCCUGUGAUGAGUUUUCAGCGAAGCUUUUUCUCUGUGCUGAUGAGCUUCAUGCUACCUAAAACUUAACAGAAGUGACACUGUGAACAAUGUCGUUGGGAAAUGAGUAUGUGUAUAUGCAUUAUUUAUAUUCACUCUUCACCUGGGCAUGGGGAGCAGCUCUGGUUCACAAUGCUACAUACAGCAUUUUUUUUUUUGGUCUGAUUUUAUUAGAACUGCU